This is a messenger RNA of Sebastes umbrosus (honeycomb rockfish), 10549 nucleotides long. It is a transcript of the gene igf2bp1, whose product is annotated as insulin-like growth factor 2 mRNA binding protein 1. Bases 860 to 2764 code for a protein of 634 amino acids. NCBI's taxonomy places the organism in Eukaryota, Metazoa, Chordata, Actinopteri, Perciformes, Sebastidae. The record is from RefSeq and is a predicted model, not a curated record. Gene Ontology annotation, cellular component: cytosol; cytoplasm; nucleus. Gene Ontology annotation, biological process: regulation of gene expression; nervous system development. Gene Ontology annotation, molecular function: mRNA 3'-UTR binding. The transcript is spliced from 15 exons.
AGUUAGCCUCAGUUAGCCUAGCUUAGCUUCAGCUGGAGCCUGGUGUUUUGCCGCACGGGCAGAAGCGCGUGUGUGGCCGCCUCGCGUUGCAUAAAAGCUCCGCUGUAGUUCAGCACGCGCAACCUUCACAGUACAGAAUGGAGCAGUACGGGAUUAUUAGGGGGGUCUUGUGUGCCCAUGCACGCGCACACACACGCGCUCAUCUGGUGAAUACCCCAGGAUGAGAAGGGGAUGCCCCCUUCCCUUCCUCCUCUCCUCCCCUCCUCCUCUCCUACUCCAAACACACCACGUGGUUUCCUCUUUGCAAACAAAAAAACGUGAAUUGGAGUCGGUGGAGGGGCGACGUCACCCCCCCCCCCCCCAGCCCCUCUACCGGGAGAGAGAGAGAGAGGAAAACAGUUUUUUUCCCCGACCUGAUCCCGCCAUAGUUUUCUCCCACUCCUCCUCCACCUCCUCCUCCACCAGAGCCCAUCACCAAACCCAGCCAGCCCUCCUCCUCCUCCUCCUCCUCCUCCUGCUCUCUGAGCGCUAGAUAGAGGCUGCUAUAGGCUGCUGCUGCUGCUGCUGUAUCCGUGUGCCGGGGCCGGCUGACUCCUCUCCUGCUCCACUUCUUCUUCUACUGGAUCUAAAUUGUCUUUCUACACUUUGACACAGUUUUUGUAUUUGAGAGAAUUCGCAGGUGAUUUACUGUGCUGUUGCUGAGCUCCCUGCUGUCCUCCAGAGCGCCGCUGAUACUCCACUACAUCUCCUAUCUUGUUGCGCUAUUAGCACAUUGAGGACAGAAACUUUUUGCUGGCUCCAGGUUGACUUAUUCCGGGCUUUGUUUUUUUUGGGGACUUUUGGAAGAACAGUUUCCACCAUGCACAAGCUGUACAUUGGGAAUCUAGGCGACAGCGUGACUGCCGAGGACUUAGGGAAAACCUUUGACGAGCACAAGAUCCCGUACUCCGGACAGUUCCUCAUGAAGACCGGCUACGCGUUUGUGGAUUGUCCGGACGACCAGUGGGCCAUGAAGGCUAUCGAGACGUUCUCUGGUAAAGUGGAACUUCAGGGGAAGCGUAUGGAGGUGGAGCACUCCGUCCCUAAGAAGCAGAGGACCAGGAAACUGCAGAUCAGAAACAUUCCACCUCACCUGCAGUGGGAGGUGCUGGAUGGUCUGCUGGCUCAGUGUGGAACCGUAGAGAACUGUGAACAAGUGAACACAGACAGUGAGACUGCAGUGGUUAAUGUCACGUAUGCAUCCCGGGAACAUGCCAGGCAAGCCAUCCAGAAGCUGAAUGGAUACCAGUUUGAGAACAACGCCCUGCGCGUCUCCUACAUCCCCGACGAGAACUCUGAGCUGGAGGGAGGCCAUCGGGGGCCCGACAACGGCCGGCGCGGCUACGGGUCCCGAGGCGGGCCUCGCGGCGGGUCCCCGAGCUCCGGGAUGCCCUCCAAACCUCCGCACGCCGACAUCCCUCUGAGGCUGCUGGUGCCCACGCAGUACGUCGGAGCCAUCAUCGGCAAGGAGGGAGCCACCAUCCGCAACAUCACCAAACAGACGCAGAGCAAGAUUGACGUGCACCGCAAAGAGAACGCCGGCGCUGCCGAGAAACCCAUCAGCAUCCACUCGACCCCCGAGGGCUGCUCGGCCGCCUGCCGCAUGAUCCUGGACAUCAUGCAGCAGGAGGCUAAAGACACAAAGACUGCUGAUGAGGUUCCUCUCAAGAUUCUGGCUCACAACAACUUUGUGGGACGCCUGAUCGGGAAGGAGGGACGCAACCUGAAAAAAGUUGAACAGGACACAGACACCAAGAUCACCAUCUCCCCUCUUCAGGACCUGACUCUGUACAAUCCAGAGAGAACCAUCACAGUCAAAGGCUGCAUUGAAGCAUGCUGUAACGCCGAGGUGGAGGUCAUGAAGAAGGUCAGAGAGGCCUACGAGAACGACAUCGCCGCUAUGAAUCAACAGACCCACCUGAUCCCUGGGCUCAACCUGGGGGCUCUGGGCCUCUUCCCCUCCUCCUCCAAUAUGCCCCCACCCCCACCAGGAAACGCGUCCGGUAGCGCCCCCUACGGCUGCUUCGGGACUCCAGAGCAGGAGACGGUCCAUGUUUACAUCCCAGCUCAGGCAGUGGGAGCCAUCAUAGGGAAGAAAGGACAGCACAUCAAACAGCUGAGCCGCUUCGCUGGCGCCUCCAUCAAGAUCGCCCCAGCUGAAGGUCCAGACUCUAAGAUGAGGAUGGUGGUUGUGACAGGACCCCCCGAGGCUCAGUUCAAGGCCCAGGGCAGAAUCUAUGGCAAACUGAAGGAGGAGAACUUCUUUGGACCGAAGGAGGAGGUCAAACUGGAGACUCACAUCAAGAUGGCCGCCGCUGCUGCAGGAAGGGUCAUUGGCAAGGGAGGCAAGACGGUGAAUGAGCUGCAGAACCUGACAGCAGCUGAGGUGGUGGUCCCCAGGGAGCAGACACCUGAUGAAAAUGAUCAGGUCAUUGUCAAGAUCAACGGACAUUUCUACGCCAGCCAGUUGGCUCAGAGGAAGAUCCGGGACAUCCUGACCCAGGUCAAACAACCACAGAAAGGCGGGAUGGGCACGAGCACGGGUACGGGUACGGGCACGGGCACGGGCUCGGGCUCGGGCUCGGGCUCGGGCUCGGGCUCGGGCUCGGGCACGGGCACGGGCACGGGUACGGGCUCCGGCUCCGGCGCUAACCCCCAAGGCUUCACAGAGAUGGGCAGCCCGACGCAGGGACUGACUCAGGACCACCAGCCGCGCAGGAAGUGAGGGUCCUGCACCCUCCUCACAUGCUGUGGGCCCCCCCCCCCCCCCCCCCCCCCGCCUGACGGACUGACAGACAGACACACGCACGGACGGAUAGACAGACGGAUAGACGGACGGAUACAGGAGAGCGAUACACGGACCCAGCGAUAGACAGGGAGAGAUAUAAAGAGGGAGGGAGUACGCCCGACAGCCAGAGAGAAAGAUCGGCGUUCAGAGAGAAGAGGAAUCAAAUCAAAAAGAUGAAAUGAAUAAAAAAAGAGGAUUAAGAUAAAACAAAACUUGAGAACAGAAACCAGAUGCCAGGCCAGAAGAGAGACUGAUUGAGGAUGGAGGGAUGAAGGAAAGGAGGGGUGGAUGAAGGGGGAGGGGUGUCCUCCUAGUGUGCCUGGGUAGGGCUUCAACAGAUCCUGGAUCAGACAGGUUUAAACAGUCCAUGACUCUCCUGGUAGGAUGGAGCCUUCCUGCUGCUGUUUACACCUGUCCACAUGGGUCCACAUGUACUGCAGAGACACACUAGCAGGGGCCCGUCUGUCCCUCCAUCGUCCCCUACAGACCUCUCCCCCCAUCUGCACUCAGUCCUAUAUUUUAAGGGUGGUUUUUUAAACAUAGAGAUAUAUGUAUAGAAAUGUUUUAUUCAGAGCUAUUAUUGAUAGAAUGCAGUGAGGCAGAGCCGGGAGAGGGAGCAGGGAAACUGCUGCAGCGGCACAGGGGGCAAAGGUCAAGGGUCUGGCAUUAGCCCCACCCAGCCAUAACCCCCUAGCCAAUGAAAGUGUAGAAGAGGGGCCGCAGAUGUUAACACUGCUCUUUAAAGACCUCUCCGAAUAGUGGAGAGUUUAGAAGAAAAAAAAAGGAGAAAAUAUGAGGUUGUAAAUAUAUAAUCUUCAUGUAAAUGUUAAGAAAUGCUGCGUCUGGCCGCCUUGCCUUUUUUAUAAAGGGGUCUUCUGUAUAUCUCCCAGUCCCUCGUCGUAGCAUAAUGUAGCCUACAAGGAGGCCGGGGGCUGGGGAGGCACCGAGCCCCUUCCACGUUUAACCGUGUGGCGGAAGGCGCAGCAAGAGACAGUAAGGGCAGCGGAGGUCGCGGCUGGUCCUGCAGUUCUAUUGCAGCGGCUCAGCUCACUCAUGUGAAACCGUUCUAAAACAACUUCAUAAAAACAGCCGGCAGCUAUGCUAGCUGGCUAGCGGCCCGCGCCUUAAACGGCAUAUUUUAUAUAUAUUAUAUAUAUAUGAUAUGUGAGUUAGCCCGGCCCCUCCGGUGAAUGUAUUGAAGGCAGCGAGACAGGUGUGAGGUUUUGCUUCAUCGGUGUGAUGAUAAGUUCUGCAAUGACAGACAGACGAGGUGUGUCUGAGAUGUUCUGCUCAUUGUCUUCUCCCAGCGCUGAGUCUGAGACAGGGAGGGGGUCUCUCCUCUGAGGAGCAUCCCCGCAUUAACAUGACCUCCAGAAGAACAUUUAAGACUGGUCUCUGGUGCUUGUAUUAAUAUAAGAGAAGGUUUAAGACUAGUCUCUGGUGCUUGUAUUAAUAUAAGAGAAGGUUUAAGACUAGUCUCUGGUGCUUGUAUUAAUAUAAGAGGUUUAAGACUGGUCUCUGGUGCUUGUAUUAAUAUAAGAGAAGGUUUAAGACUAGUCUCUGGUGCUUGUAUUAAUAUAAGAGAAGGUUUAAGACUGGUCUCUGGUGCUUGUAUUAAUAUAAGAGAAGGUUUAAGACUGGUCUCUGGUGCUUGUAUUAAUAUAAGAGAAGGUUUAAGACUAGUCUCUGGUGCUUGUAUUAAUAUAAGAGGUUUAAGACUGGUCUCUGGUGCUUGUAUUAAUAUAAGAGAAGGUUUAAGACUAGUCUCUGGUGCUUGUAUUAAUAUAAGAGAAGGUUUAAGACUAGUCUCUGGUGCUUGUAUUAAUAUAAGAGAAGGUUUAAGACUAGUCUCAGCUGAGCGUGGGAACCAAAGCCCAGUCUUCCAAAGCUCCUCGCCUUGAGCUUAGAGAAGGUAAAAUCAGACAGAAGGGGGGCGGCUUCCUCGUUCUCUCUCCCAAUCUGCCAAAGGCCUGUGGGCGGAGCCUCCAGACCCCGCCUGCGUAUGAUAAUGAGGGGCGGGGUCUAUGCCUGGACGCUCUCGCCAAGAUUAGAACAGAUUAGAGAAGAAAUGAAAAAGAAAAAACCUACCUCAGGGUAAAGUUACCUCAGUAUUCCUAACUUUUUUUUUUUUUUUUUGCUUGCUGGUGUUUUAUAUGAGAAGGAAAAAAAAGAAAGAGCUGAUAGUCCUGAAUAUUUUUUAUUUUUUUAAAGAAAGAAGUAUUUUUUUUUAGGUAUUGUCUUGUUGCUUUGGUUAUUUUUUUCUGUUUUUUUGUGUGUGUGAGUGAUGAUGGUUGAAUGAGCUCAGGAUGACGAGGUGGCUGCGUGUUUUUUCAAAGCAGGGAGGGAUAAACUGCUGCUCUACGGAGGACACGGAGUGACAUUUUGCCUUUUUUUAGGUGAGGAAACAUGCUCUCUGUCUUCCUGAAGUGUGACUGUCUGAAAUAUUGGCCAAUGGGGAGCGGUGUUAACUCGAGAGGCGGGUCCUAAAGUGCACACGGUGGCCGAACACGCCAUUGGGACAUCAGAGUGGGUGACGCUAAUGAUUGUCCCUCAGGUCGCAUCAUGUCACCGAGACUGGCCGUUCCCGUGGCUACCGACCCACCCUGUGCCCUGAAGGACCUCCCUCUCCUGCCUUAUUGUGAUGACAUCAUCACGAAGCGCCAAACAUUACAUAAAGAGGGCUUUAAGUGUUCAAGAGGUUAAGAUUGCCACCCACAAAGAAGACAUGAGAGAGAGAGGCUAAUUUCUUUACCUUUCUCACCUGGUUUGGAAGUUGUCAGAUCAGAGCAGCAGUGGUCCGUCUACAGCAAGGCUGCACACACACACACACACACACACCUGAACUAGCUCUGACUUCUCUGAAUGUGAAUAUUUAUUAUCUGUGCACUGACCACGACACCUCAGAUGCUCCCUGUUGGCUACAUGUGUGCUUGGUGUGUGUGAAAGCGAAUGCUGUUGUGUGUUCACUGGUUUUAAAUGUUCAUUUCUGUCAGGGGAUGUGGUUGGGUGAAAAAAAAGCAGAAAAAAGUAGGACGAGAACCUAUGGCCCUCCGUCUGUGUUCCAACCGACCGAGGAGAGAGAGAUCCAAGAACCUUUGAAACAAAAUGGGAGCAGAAAAAAGCAAAGCGAGAGAGUUUAAGACGACAUGAACACAGCCGAGUAAUAGAUUCCGACCUGUACAUAAGAUGUUAAAAUAAGGUGAUCACCAUACCUUUUUGUAUUUUUGGAGAAAAAAGCAUAAAAUGGGAAAAGCCGUUGAGAGAGAAAAGAUUGCGCCACGUCACCGAAGGACACUGCCAGAUAACUCCUAAUCUUUAUAUAAGGUCUUCAAUCUUCAUCGGCCCCCCCGCCGGCUCACCAUCCAACAGGGAAAAGUCUAUUCUACCGUGUCUAUGCUUCCAUUUUUGUCCAGAGGUGGUAACUUCAAAAUUCCCACCUCUUUCUGAACCAUAGAGCUCUGUUCACAACCACCAAGACACGCUAUUUAGGAUUCAUCAUUCAGCCUGCAGCCAUUUGGGAUCGCUUAGGAUUAAUUUAUUUUCUUUGUUUUAUUUUAGUGUUGACAAUACAGCAAGCUUUAUUUGGACGUGACAUCUGGGGACGUACUGUUGCACUAAUUGAUGAAAUAUGUCGACAACGUCAAACUAUAUGAAAAGGACCGAGAAGCUCCCGUAACACCUGAUUCACUUCUUUAAAGAAACAGGUGGAGAGUGAAGGGAAGAGGAGAAGGAAGGAUGGGAGGAGGUGGUCAGAUGUCUGGGAUGAGGUGUCCAACCCCCCAUCAACAACUGACCUCUCCUUUCUUAUUGUUCCCCCUCUGUUGCCCUUCUGUACUCCAGGAGAAGAGUGAGAUGUUUUGAUUUACUUUUAUUCAAAAAACAAAAAAAGUCAUUUCAUUUUUGGAGCGGGCCGGAGCGUCGGGGUCCCUCGCCCUCUCUCGCGCUGGUCUCCAUCGUGUUCGUUUUGCUCACUUCUGUUCAAGACCUUUUUUUUUUUUACUUUAACCACCUUUUUUCUUUUUAUGGAAAAAAAUGAAAAUAGUUGAAAUUGAUCACGUUCUUUUAUUUUUUUUUAUUCACAAAUCUAACAGAACAGCUACUAAACGCGACAAACUACUAACACGUAGCUCAGUACACGACGGUAACUGUGCCAAACACAGCGAGGGGCUCAGUCCACAAUGCAGUAUGGAGCCAUUUUGAGCAAAUCACCUGAAAUAUUGAAAAGGUCUUAAAACACCUGGAGUAGUAUUUCAGAGUGAAGACAUCACAUCAAAGUGUGAUAUCUGGUCUUGGAACUGACCUCUUUUCAUCUUGAUUUUCUAUGUACAGUAGAGACAGUAGAGACGAGACAUUUUAGGGUUGUUGUGUCUCCACCACACCGUGCUACCUACCGCUCCGGCUCACACUAACCUCAGCCUGUCCUGACUGGGACAGAAGGAUUAUUCGGUUUCCUCUGGUUGAGUUGAGUGAUAUAUUGAGCUGGGACAGUGUGAGGUGCCACACAGUGUAAAAAAAAUCACUAGAGUUGCCACACACUAAAAUUUAAGCAUCAAACUUACUUGAUUUUGUUGUAUCAAGCUUAUUCCAAGACUGUUUUAAGGACCACCAGUGCAUGUUUUAUCCCAUUUACUAUACAUACGCUAUGUAACAUUACUGUUGACCAUUUACUAAAAUAUAUAUAUAUGUCAAAACAUACUCAUUUCACUAUAAUAUGUCCGGACCUGCUGGAGUUGGAUGAUGCUUCACAGUGAACAUGGCCGGAUCCCCCUGUUAGGGGGCCCCAGGCAUAAAAGUGCUGUUAGGACUCCCGCAGGGCACCCCCUCUCCAAAAACCUGUCUUUAGGCCCAGACACACCAAGCAGACAUCACAGAACUAGCGGCGAUGAAGGCCGACUGUUGAGUCGCCUCACUUCUCCUUUGUUUUGGUUGACAAGUUGCAUUUGAACGCACCGCAGAGACUACAGCCGACGGCCAGUUAGCAUGUACGUUCUAUGAAAUAACUCUCCUCACCAGCAGGUGGUGGUAGUCUGUAUUCAUCAUUCUAAAAGAGAAGCAGGAAGAGCGAGGACGGCAGCUAUACAAGCCGUUGUUAUGAUACGUACAUGAACCAUUUUCACACCACUCUCAUUCACCACUGAGCUUCAUUCCAGAUGUUCAUGUCUCUGUGGAAACAUCUGUGUGUUGGAAUGAUCAGAUGGGAUGAACAAUGAGAAGAGUCUUCUGUGUGACUUUACUCGUUGGCUUGCUUUCCUCGCUUCCGUUUCUCUUCUGAUGCUUUAAGCUGAACAGCCAAUCAGAUUGAUUUCUCUGACCGACAGGCGCCGCAGCUGAUUCAACCUGCUGAAUCGGACGGAAAUCCUCCAACACGGGCAGACUAGAGUCGACGGUGAGGGACACACCACAAAAACUAGACAGACGCUCACCGACGGGCUCAAACUGUCCGCCGGCUGACUGUCGGCUUGGUGUGUCAGGACCUUUAGUUGAUCUUAUACUUCAGUGUAGAUUAUGUAACAAAUUCACAAUUAAAGGUACCACGUGGAGCUUUCAUAAAAAACAAGAAGAGUUCUGUUCUAACGAAAACGUUCCUAAUUCAAGAAACUUCAAACCUGUGAUACUUUUUUUGGUCUCUAGCUGUAAACACAACACUGACAUAUCAGCUUUUCAUAUCGUAAAGGUGUUAGCAAUCAGAGCAACAUUAGCAUUCAUUUGUGUGUCCGUCCACCUGACAAAUCUCAUGUAUUCUCCUUCUAUCUCUGGUUUUGAUCUUCACUAAACAUGCAGUGGUGUACGCUAGGCUUUUAGAGCUUUUUACUGGGAACAGCUGCCUCCUGUUGCUGAAAGGGAUGUUAAGAGCCGUGGGCCGGAACGCCAAAACAAUGAGCUGAAAGAUGCUAAAAUGCUCCGUAGAGUUGUGGGGAAUAUUCCUUUGUGGGCUCACCUCAUGGGUGACUCCUCUCACAUUACGAGCAGAUUAAAACAUCUGCAGCCUGACUGACAUAGUGUGAAAUAAGCCCCUAAAUGUUUGGGGAAUGGUCAGCACUAAUGUAAAUGAUAUCCUGUAAAUGGACUAAAAACUCACUGGUGUCCUUUUACUUAAAAGACAUGAAGCUUGGAAGUUCAGAGUUGUGUGUAAACUGUGUCGCCCAGCUUCUUGUUUGUGGCAGCGGAGCACAGUUUUGCUUUGUCAACCUCACAACACGUAGCUCAGCCAUGACACACGGUGAAGAACAGACAGACAAGCUCUUUUGCGAGGACAGUUUGCGAUGAAGCAACGCAAACUCCUCCUCUACUUUGGUACGUCCCUGAGUAGAGACGGGCGCCGAGUCUCGACGACUCUGAGACAAAACGGAGAGGAAGACGCCAUCGAGACGAAACAAACAAACCUCUUGACACAUAACUAGGAACGCUACCUCAAAAACAAGCAAACUCAGCUAGAAGAUUGUUUCUUUUCUUUUAUUACAAACAGUCAGUGGGACAGACAUGCAGACGGUCUCUGUUACAGUCACACUUCACUCUUCUUUAAUUUAUUUUUUGGUUUUUGAAAUUGUCCCUCUCCAGCGUGGAGGCGGGACUGUAAAAAUAAAUGAGUAAAUAAGACAAAAAAACGACAAAAAAACCCAAUAUGGACACAUUGUGGGGGGGGUGGUGUGGGCAGCGGGGACGGGUUCAACAUUCAGUGACCUGAUUGGUCCACGUUGGGCCCAAUCGUAACGAGGCCAACAGUUUGUUUCAUCCUCCGACCGCUAAAAUUACCCACAAUCCUCCUUCAGCUUGGCCCUACUGCCCCCCCUCCCCCCCACCCUCCUUUCCCUGUGAUUUCACCUCCUGAAUCAAGGGGCACGACACCUGUAACCAUGUAAUUGUUUUGUUGAUCUACCUCUUGGGAAAAAAUAGGUAAAUGGUAAUUUUUUGUUUUGGAAAAAGGACACAUAAAAAAAAAUAUAUAAAAAAAAGUUGCUCGAAAUAAAUAAAUCUAGGUAAAUGAAUAACUGGGUAGCGGCAUCUCCAUAUACUGUAGUGGGUAGUCUAUUAAAGGAAAAAAUACUUUUACUUCUUCCAAAGAUGAUUUUCUUUUUUUUCUCCAUUCUUAGUUGUUUUUCUUUUUUUCAGGAUUAUGAAAUGGGAUAAUAAUCUGAAAGGGGGAGACAAAAACGUUCUUCUUUAAAAAAAAAAAACAUACAUAAAUGAGAUUUCUUUUUACCCAAUUUGCAUUUUGUUCAUUACGUUAAACUUACACUUUUUAACUUCAAAAUAUUCUUCUUGUUUUCUUUUGGUUGACUCUCUUUUUAUGACAGCAGAUUGUAUCUCUUGUGUUUGGGUGCAUUUAUUUUCUUUCUCUCUGUGAAAAGCCGACAUGAGUUAGAGCGCCCUGCGAGGACCUUCCACACUGAUCCAUGAUCUGUUUUCACUUCUGAUAAGUAAAAGGACCUGUUGUUUAGCUGACUGUGUAGCUGCAGGUGGAAGGAGGGAGGCCUCGUAUCAACUAGACUGAUCAGAUCUGGGCUCAGCCCCAAAACUGAUAAUAAUGAAGACCUCCACGCAGCGUGAGGAGGGUGGAGUCUUCCUCCUUCCACCAGAUGGCGCCGCUGGUCUUUACAGUAUAUGGACUUUCACCCUCUGCCUGCCUGAUUCCUUUAGUCCUCAUCAACACUUGUUUUAAACUCCUUGUAAACAAAACAGAGCAUAGAUAUGAAUGUGUUAUUAAAAGAAGAGAAAACGGAG